Molecule: messenger RNA, 1522 nt
Organism: Cucurbita pepo subsp. pepo (vegetable marrow)
Lineage: Eukaryota; Viridiplantae; Streptophyta; Magnoliopsida; Cucurbitales; Cucurbitaceae
Product: protein PHR1-LIKE 2-like
Molecular function (GO): DNA binding; DNA-binding transcription factor activity
Source: RefSeq, a predicted model, not a curated record
UCGAAGACGAUGAUGACAGAAAAAGACAAAGCUUCGAAGUGUGCGCCAAUUUCCUCUGUUUCUCUGUCUCUGUCUCUCUCUCUCUCAAGCACUACCUUUUCCCACCCUUUUCCUCACCUUCUCAGCAGAAAGGGAAUGGAGCCUCAAUUUCUCUGUAAAUCAUUGUUACCCAAACUACAGAUUUCAUCUUCUUCUUCGUUUUUGUGAACAAUUUCAUUGUUUCUUCAGAGUUUCGCCUUCCCUGUUCUGUUGAUUCAUUUCAACUUUCAGCAUUUCUUUCCGAAGGAUAUGUUUCCGAGGCUUGUUAAUCCCGAUGGAGAUAUCCAGAUCCAUGGCGGCCGUGGUUCUGUUGCUUCCGAACUCACUCACAGCCAUCGGGGAGAUCCUUGUCUCGUCUUGACUUCAGAUCCCAAACCUCGCCUCCGAUGGACUGCCGAUCUUCAUGAGCGAUUUGUCGAUGCCGUCACUCAACUCGGUGGUGCUAGCAAAGCUACACCAAAAGCAAUAAUGCGAACAAUGAAUGUGAAAGGACUUACUCUCUUCCAUCUGAAGAGCCACCUCCAGAAAUACAGAUUAGGUAAGCAAUCAGGGAAGGAUAUGGGUGAGGCAUCUAAGGAUGGUGCAUAUCUUUUAGAAAGCCCAAGUACCAAUAAUUUCUCUCCUGACUUGCCAAUUUCUGAAAUGGCCGAUGGUUAUGAAGUCAAGGAGGCAUUAAGAGCGCAAAUGGAAGUUCAGAGUAAGUUACAUCUGCAAGUUGAGGCAGAGAAGCACCUCCGGAUUCGUCAGGAUGCCGAGCGAAGAUAUUUGGCUAUGCUUGAGAGAGCUUGUAAAAUGCUUGCAGAUCAGUUCAUUGGGGGCGCGGUUUCGGACUCGGACAGCAAGAAGUCCCAAGGACAAAAUCGUAAGAGCCCAAGAAGUUUCUCUAUCGACCCACUUGGUUUCUAUGCUUCACAAUCACAAGAGAUGGAAAGAGUGAAUGGUACAGAAGAAGUUCAGACUAACCUUCGUCGCCAAAGGGCUGAUUGUUCGACCGAAAGCUGCCUAACCUCGAACGAGAGUCCUGGGGGAUUGGCCAUGGAGAAAAGUCCUGUUGCAAGCAAGAAAAACAUGGCUAACUUGGAUUCAGAAAAUGCAUCUUUGAUUUGGGGUGAAGCCAAGGAAAGAAUACAAGAUGCCAACAUGAUCCAAGUGAACCAUCUCAGCAUAUCCGGGUGCAACAUGUGGGGAUGAACUUCUGCAGACAAAAACUCAUCAGAAUUGAUGAAAAGUAUGUUCUAUUUCCAGCUUUUGUAAAAAUUUCAUCAUUUAGAAUCUGGCACGAGCGAACGCCGUUUAGUAUGUAGACAACUCAUCGAAAAUGCAAGUAGUUAGGCAUUCUUUUGGCUGUUCUGAACAAUUAUAGUCGAUCUCUGUCUGGCUUAGGCAGACAUGAAUCUAUUAUCAGGGUGUAAUCAGUAGUGUUCUGUUGGAAACACAUCUUCUUUCACUUGUUAGCAGUGCAAUAGACCUUGUCUUCCAAUGA